AUGCUUUCCACAAUCACCCAAGUAGAGAACUCCCUCCUGAUCCUCAACGGAGAAACCCUGCACAAAUUCACAGACGGAAAGCGAACGGACAUUCCCCUCCACAGCAAAGCCCUUUUCAUAGAGAAAUCGUACAUUUUAACGGAGAAAAAAGAAGUCCUCCACGUAGAGAACGAGACAGUCCGCCUCCUGGGAACCCUCCAGAAGACUCCCAGCAUCCUCGCAGAAGAGAGCGGCUGCUUAUACGUAACAGACAGAACAGGAGCCGUAUACAGAAUGCACAGUAAACCCCACACUCCAGAAUCCCCGAAUAUCCCAGAGCAUAUUUUCGGAUCUAUCUCCCUGAUAACAGAAAUGAAAAUAUCAGGUAAUUUUAUCAUAACCUCAGAUAAAGACAGUAAAAUCCGCAUCACAAACAAGGAGUACCCCCAUAGGAUAGAAGAGUACGUCCUCCUCCACAGCAGACCCAUCCUAUCUGCAACUCUCCUGCACGGAUGCAUAGUCGCAGGCGGAUACGACCCGUAUCUCUCCAUCUACUCCCUCGACACAAAAAAAACAAAAAUUUUGGACCUGAAAACCCUGACCCUGAAAUCCGUUAAAAAUCUCAACUUCCCAGGCGUACAGGACCCAGCAAACAUCCCAAACAUAAACACAGAGACUUCCCCCGCAGUAAAAAAGAUACUCGCAGCAGGAGACUUCCUCCUCCUCAUAUCCCCAGGUAAGACCCUCCUCGUAAAAAUCCCCCACUCCGGAGAAGGCACCCUCCCCGCAUUCCCAGUCCUCCCCCAGGAAGAAGUCGUCGACGCAGCAGCAGAAAACUCCAAAUUCACACUCCUCACGGCAGCAGGAAGAGUCUUCGAACUCGCCCCAAAUAACAGCAUAGACCCAUCCCCCCUCGCAGAACUCCAAAACUACGCCCACACAACAGAUACUUCCAUAGUAGCAAAGGCCCUGAACUAG
This is a messenger RNA of Nematocida major, 957 nucleotides long. RefSeq lists its product as uncharacterized. Bases 1 to 957 code for a protein of 318 amino acids. Gene Ontology annotation, cellular component: cytosol; tRNA methyltransferase complex; nucleus. Gene Ontology annotation, biological process: RNA (guanine-N7)-methylation. Lineage: Eukaryota; Fungi; Microsporidia. The record is from RefSeq and is a predicted model, not a curated record. The transcript has a single exon. Gene Ontology annotation, molecular function: tRNA (guanine(46)-N7)-methyltransferase activity; protein binding.